This is a messenger RNA of Dermacentor albipictus, 745 nucleotides long. RefSeq lists its product as uncharacterized. Gene Ontology annotation, molecular function: amine binding. Gene Ontology annotation, biological process: symbiont-mediated perturbation of host defenses. The record is from RefSeq and is a predicted model, not a curated record. NCBI's taxonomy places the organism in Eukaryota, Metazoa, Arthropoda, Arachnida, Ixodida, Ixodidae.
UGCGGCACGCAGCUUUCUCUUGCCCAUCUGCAUAAACCCCGCGCUCGAGCCUCGAACUAUUCACCUUCUGAGACAGUCAUCGCCAGUCACCGGAAAAAAGGGUGGUGUCGGACGUGCCUAUUGCUCGGGCUUGAACAUCGAAAGAGCUUUGUCCAUCAAAAUGACUUUGCUUAAACUCGUAGCAUGCAUGAUGCUAGCCACGCUGGUUACUGCCAGCGUUUUGCCGAAACCUCGUCAACCGGUCGACGUGUUCAGGAUGAUGGCCCACUUUCCACGAGCAGUGAUCGUGUACGCAUCCACUAACGAAACUGCAUUGAAGUGCGCGACUACCACUCGUACCUACUUCGAUCCUGGAGCGAAGAAGGCCACCUACGUUUGGGACCUGAAAAGCGACGGCUAUUCAGUCACGGGAAACAUUAGGUAUGAUGUAGAGGAGGGAAACUCACCUGACGCGGCCACCUUCUUCGUGGAGAACGACCGAACACGCCCCUACACUGCCAUCUGCGUUUACACCGACUACAAUACCUGCUUUGUUCUAAAGAUGCCCUUCCAAGGCCAGGAACAAUGUAUGCUGUGGGUGAAGCCCGCUGUCAUUGAUUCGAUUCCCGGACACUGCCGUAACAAAUACAAGCAGAAUUGCCCCGUUAGAUUUCCGACGUACAACAAUGAUUUGUGUGAGGUGGAGUAAUAAAGGCUAACUUCUGCCGGCACUUUAUUUGUGCGGCUGCUUGGCGUCUCAUGUUCA